Molecule: messenger RNA, 741 nt
Organism: Phaedon cochleariae (mustard beetle)
Lineage: Eukaryota; Metazoa; Arthropoda; Insecta; Coleoptera; Chrysomelidae
Source: the annotation of a GenBank genome assembly
AUGGAAGCACAGCAGAAUAAUUUACUCAACGUUACGGAAGCAAUUGAGAAACAAGUGGAUGCAGUGAUUGAACAAAUAGACAACUUGGACACCAAUGACCUAGAGCAGCUAAAACAGAACCGAAUAAAGGAAAUGAAAAAACAAGAGGAAAAACGAAAGGAAUGGCUGAGUAACGAUCAUGGAAAAUACGAGGAGUUAGCUGAAGAAAAAAUGUUCUUUGAUGUCAUCAAGAAAUCUGAAAAUGUUGUAUUGCACUUUUACACAAAUGGAUCUCCAAGGUGUGCUAUAGUUGACAAACAUCUGAGAAUCCUAGCAUCCAAACACAUUGAGACUCGUUUUGCUAAGCUGAAUGCUGAAAAGUGUCCUUUUCUUGCUGAGAAACUGAAAAUCAAGACCAUACCUACAAUUGUUUUAGUACAAAAAAGCAUAAUGAUUGACAAAGUUGUUGGUUUUAGUCAACUUGGCAACUGUGAUGAUUUCUCCACAGAGGUCAUGGAGUGGAGAAUAGCUCAAAAUAACAUUCUUGAUUAUGAUGGAGAUUUAUUGACUCCACCAAAUUUGAGGGAUACAAAGAGUAAAAACAGCAAUAAGAAAAUCAGGAGUGGCAUCUAUAACAAUGAUGAUGAUGAUGAUUUGGAGAAUGAGGAAUAUGGUUUGCCAAGGGAUUGUGCAAAAUCAGAGAGCAUCCAUAGAAGUACAGAGCUGACUCCUGAGGAAGCUGCUGAAUUGGGAAUUGAUUAA